UUAUGAUGAAGAGACAAUUAGUGCUUGUGAUUAUCUUAGUUGUUAUUUUCGUUGCUGUCUUGGACGUUGUGCAAGUUGAAGCCAUGAGGCCUUUCCCGGAGGCCGUCGACGAGAUAAGUCUACUGUUGUUUCAGGCGCUUCAAAGAGGUCCGGUCAGUGGCUCUGGUCGGAACGGUUGCACCAAUAUUCCUCGCGGUUCAGGAAGGUGCCGCCACGGCUAAAGCUGUCAUACGAAUCUUCUUCAUUAUUUUUUUAUUCUUUUUUUAGUUCCCA
Molecule: messenger RNA, 273 nt
Organism: Brassica oleracea var. oleracea
Lineage: Eukaryota; Viridiplantae; Streptophyta; Magnoliopsida; Brassicales; Brassicaceae
Exons: 1
Coding region: 3-221 (72 amino acids)
Source: RefSeq, a predicted model, not a curated record